AUGGGUCAUACUCGGGAAGCUGGCUGUGUGGCAGCUGGUGUGGUGAUCGGGGCAGGUGCUUGCUACUGUGUAUAUAGACUGACUUGGGGAAGAGAUGACAGCGAGAAAAUCUGGGACUAUAGCAAUGACAAUGAAGAUGAGGUAUCUAGUGACAUUACAGGGAUUGGUGUGGAGACUGGGAAAGGAGGUAAUACUUGGGUGGGGGCCAGAGCUAGACUUCAGGGUGACUCAAAGGCCAAGGCCAAGGCUGAGGUGGUUGUAGAACUCAAAAGUUGUCCAUAUGCAAAGGUAGAAGCUCACUCAGAAGCCCAGACAGGAGGUGGCUUAGAAGCCAAGGCCAAGGCCCUUUUCAAUACCCUGAAGGAACAGGCAAGUUCAAAGGCUGUCAAAGGGGCCAGGUUGGGUACCACCUCUGGGACCAGGACACUUGCACUGAGUUUACCCUGCCCAGGAGGCAGAUGUGGAGGCUGCCACCCCAUCAGGAGUAGGGCUAGGGCUGGGAUCAGGGCAAGUGGAAAGUGCAAGAAAAGGGCCUGAGCUAAGAGCACCAAGACUCCAGCUACAGCAUGGCCUGUUCUCAGGGGCAAGUUCAACUUUCCUUAUAAAAUUGAUUACAUUCUAGGUGCGUCAGACCUUCAAAAGGUCCUUAACAUCCUGGAAAGAACAAAUGAUCCUUUUAUUCAAGAAGUAGCCUUGGUCACUCUCGGUAACAAUGCAGCAUAUUCAUUUAACCAAAAUGCCAUUUGUGAAUUGGGUGGUCUUCCAAUUAUUGCAAAACUGAUAAAAACAAAAGAUCCCAUUAUUAAGGAAAAGGCUUAUAAUGCCCUUAAUAACCUGAAUGUGAAUGCUGAAAAUCAGGGGAAUAUUAAGAUGUAUAUCAGUCAAGUGUGUGAUGACACCAUGAUUUGUCGCUUGGACUCAGCUGUGCAGAUGGCUGGACUAAGACUGUUAACCAACAUGACUGUGACUAAUCAUUACCAACAUUUGCUUUCCUAUUCUUUUCCAGACUUCUUUGCUUUGUUAUUCCUGGGAAAUUACUUCACCAAGAUUCAGAUUAUGAAACUUAUUAUAAACUUUACUAAAAAUCCAGCCAUGACAAGAGAGCUGGUCAGUUGUAAAGUACCCUCAGAACUGAUUUCCCUCUUUAGUAAAGAAUGGGACAGAGAGAUUCUUCUUAAUAUCCUAAUCCUAUUUGAGAAUAUAAAUGACAACAUAAAAAAUGAAGGGCUUGCAUCAUCCAGGAAAGAGUUCAGCAGAAGUUCUUUUUUCUUAUUCCAAGAAUCUGGGGUGUAUGUUAAGAAAAUCAAAGCAUUAGCAAAUUACAAUGAUCUGGUAGUGAAAGUAAAAGUUCUAAAAGUAUUAACCAAACUUUGA
This is a messenger RNA of Phyllostomus hastatus (greater spear-nosed bat), 1374 nucleotides long. It is a transcript of the gene ARMCX1, whose product is annotated as armadillo repeat containing X-linked 1. The record is from RefSeq and is a predicted model, not a curated record. NCBI's taxonomy places the organism in Eukaryota, Metazoa, Chordata, Mammalia, Chiroptera, Phyllostomidae. Gene Ontology annotation, cellular component: mitochondrion. Gene Ontology annotation, molecular function: protein binding.